Molecule: messenger RNA, 1074 nt
Organism: Catharus ustulatus (Swainson's thrush)
Lineage: Eukaryota; Metazoa; Chordata; Aves; Passeriformes; Turdidae
Gene: C12H15orf40
Product: chromosome 12 C15orf40 homolog
Exons: 5
Coding region: 26-445 (139 amino acids)
Cellular component (GO): cytoplasm
Source: RefSeq, a predicted model, not a curated record
GGUUGCCGGAAGGGCCGCCCCGGCCAUGCCGAGCCUUGCCCGGUUCCUGCGGGUGCGGGCGGUGCCGGGGUGCACCGGCGGGACCAUGCCCGGGAAGGGAAAAGCAGCCGCCAAGGGCUCCGCGGAGCCGGGCGCCGCAACGGGACCGGUGGUGGCGGCGGGCGGCGGCUCCGUGAGGGUGGCGGUGCGCGCCAAGCCCGGCGCCCGCUGCAGCGCCGUCACAGAUGUGACAGCUGAGGCAGUAGGUGUAGCUAUUGCUGCACCUCCUUCAGAAGGGGAGGCAAAUGCAGAGCUGUGUCGCUACCUCUCCAAGGUGCUCCAAGUGAAGAAGAGUGACGUUACUUUAGAGAAGGGGGGUAAAUCACGUGACAAAGUGGUGAAGAUUUUGGUAUCAGCAACACCAGAUGAGAUUUUGGAAAAACUGAAAAAAGAAGCUUCCAGCUGAUCUAAAACAAGAGCAGGAUAUAGGAAAACGCAUCUUGGUGCUGUGUAAUUGAAGUUUUUCUGUAGGUUUGUUGGAAAACUGAGACUCUGUAUCUGCUUCUGUCACUACAGACUUCCUUCUGCUCUGGAGAGUUUCCUGUGGGUAAGAUUUGUCCUCUAUCCUGGUCCCUAAACAAAUGGUUUAGGAAAUAUUUUUCUUAGUGAUCAAAUGUUGGUUAAUGAAAUGAGAGGCUUGGAGUGACAGCCUUCUGUGUGGGAAGUGGUACAAAAGGACAAAUCUGGGUGUCAGAGACAUAAAGGACACUUUUUUUUCUCUCUGAUAUCUCAUAGCAGGUACUGUGUGCAGGUUUUCACUGUGGGCACUUACAGAUAUCCAAAAUAAAUGUAUUUGAAGCCAGUGUGCUGUUGUUGAUCACACAGACAAACUGAAAAUAGAAUCACCUGAACAACUGGAAGAAAACCAGUUUUCACUGUGUAAAACCAAUGCAGGAUCUGGUCAUUGUACACACGGGGUCACUUUGUGAUAGUCUUUGUAAAUAGUUUCCUUAAAAGUCGAGAUAUUGUCAUAUAUAUCUUUGCCAAUUGUAUGUCACCUGUAAUGAAUUUUUUUAAUAAAAGGGGCAAAAAGAA